UUUGGUCUUGUGUAAAAGAAACGAUGUAUUGCGUAGCGUCUCGAUAGGCACAAUGACUCUGCCUAGUUAGGUUAUUCGGGAAAGGGACUUUUAUUUAGAGCGUAAUAAAACUAUUACAGGCCCCAGGGUGCUACCUGGUGUGCUUUUAGCAGGGCACAGCAUUGUGAAACAUUUAGAAAUGUACUGUGUAGAACAAACACGUUUUUUGACAGGAAUUAUGUCAACCCUUUCAGUGCCAUUUCUGUCCGCAGCAAUCUUCAAGACAGUUGGCCCUGUUCUUGUUGAAUUCGAAACACCGCCAGGUUUAUUCUAAGUCGUAGCAGCAGCCUAAUGUUAUGAUCAAUGUUAUUCAAAACAGUUUAUUGAUCUUGAAUACAACCCACCCCCUACACCCCCUUUUUAAACUUUUUUCUACGUCCAAGCGUAAGAACUCAUCUUCCCUAACACCCACUAACGUUAGAUAGGUAAGAGGCUGUCUGGGAAGGAGAAACAAAUACCAGCAGCAACUACAAAACAUUAGGUCCCAGACUUAAGCACAAGUAGUUUGGGUGACAAGCGGGUGUCUGCUACAGAACAAUGGAAGGUAAGGCGAGUAAGCAGAAUAGAUGAUGUAUCUAUACCCACUCUGUGAGCCCUGCUCAUGGAACUGAGCCUGCAGGUGUGUAAAAUCACCCAAAGUUGGUUUCUGUUUGGAGACACGGUUAACUUGUGCACCCCAAAUCCCUUCUAAUGAAUUUAAUCAUGUGUUACUCGCCAUUACAGGAAUAUGUAAGUCAAUGUGUACAUAUAUAAAUAUAUAUAUGUAUAAAUAUAUUAAAGAUUUUUAACUAGCUUGCUAUUGAGUUUUUAUUUAAUUUUUUUAGCUCGUAUUAUUGUAUUAGAAUGUUGUUGAGGUUAAAAUGUACACAAAUGUUCUUAGAAAUUGCCUUAAAGCCACCAAGAAGGCACUGAGGACAUAUACAAAGCUGUAAAAAUUUACAUUAAAACGAGGAAGUGGCCGUUUUGCUAUCGCGCUGUAAAACCUCACCGGUUCAAACGCGGUUUUGUUGCCGUGGCAACCCAACAAGAGCGUCGUCCAAAAUGGCGAGUUUGCUGGGGAAAAGUUUAUUUGAAAUCAGUGGACAAGGCCCUGCUCCCAAUAAAGACUUCUUCCAGUUUUCUAUCACCAAGACAGAUGUUAUUUGGAGGUGGUGGAAGAUUUCUUUGAGAAGUGAUGGUCGGAACACAAAACCAGGAGAAUUGAGGGAAUCUCAUGAGGACUUCUUGGACGACAGCCGGCUCCAGAGUCAGCUGAGUGUGGUGUUCGGCCCACGGAUCCUCCAGUACAGCCGUGCGCUGUGUCAGGGCCACUAUGACUACCUGGAUCGCCUGCCCGACCCCCUGUUGCUACGCAUCCUGGCCCACCUGGACCUGGAGGAUGUGGCUUCGCUCGGAUGCACGUCCCAAAGGUUCCGGAAGCUGUGUGGUUCCGAGGAGCUCUGGGAGCAGGUGGUGCGGGGUCACUUCAAAUCUGUGUCGGCCGAGGUGGAGGCGCUGGCCCUGGAGGUGGGCUGGAGGAGCGUCUUCUUCACCAGCAGGCUGCAGCUGCAGAAACAGAUCAGCCGCAUGAGGCAGAGGAGCCACAAGCAAAUCUGUGUGGAGCCGGAGAGCCACAUCGUAGUGCAGGGUAGUGAGGACCCAGAGAGCACCACUGCUGGGAUAGAGCCAGGUUCCCAGCUGCACUCCGGGCAAGGCGAGCACAGGGGGACUCAGGGUGUGGCAGAGGGGACUGGAGCUCUUAUUCAGGGAGCUCACUGAAAUACAUUUUGUUUUGUCCCCACAGCCCGUUGGGGUCUGCAAACCAGAGUUUUUUGGGGGUUUUUUGACAAAAAGGAUUACUGUUUAAUGUUUCUGCAUCGCAGAGUUUUUGUGCGUGUUUCUCCUUUCAUUUGUACAGCUGCUGAGUAAAAGUGUGCGUUGGAAGAGUGUUUUGUCUCAUCAACGGCCAUCAGACGGGUAGACAGACUAGCAGUGGACAGUUAUGUGUCUGUAUCUGCUGUUGGUGUGCUGUAGAAAGGCGCUGUGCAGCUCAAGCAGGCCUACAUUGCUUGGUGGUGUGUUCCAGGGACCCCACGUUUGCAGAAAAUA
Esox lucius (northern pike) is the source of this 2127-nucleotide messenger RNA. RefSeq names its product F-box protein 36b (gene fbxo36b). Gene Ontology annotation, cellular component: SCF ubiquitin ligase complex. Gene Ontology annotation, molecular function: protein binding. The transcript is spliced from 4 exons. The record is from RefSeq and is a predicted model, not a curated record. NCBI's taxonomy places the organism in Eukaryota, Metazoa, Chordata, Actinopteri, Esociformes, Esocidae. Bases 1081 to 1797 code for a protein of 238 amino acids. Gene Ontology annotation, biological process: SCF-dependent proteasomal ubiquitin-dependent protein catabolic process.